GGGACUUGAAAGCAUGCAAAGUGCCUCCCAGAAGGCAUGUAGAUGUGCUUCCCACUGCUUUUACUCUGAAGAUACUACUAGUGCGUUUAAGAAAGGCUUCGGAGGUGGAGUUCUAGUGCAUAUUGUAUCAGAAAAGCGCAUGGAAGAUCAAUAUCCUGAAGUAGACUACUCAGAAAGCAAUGCAAUGAUGGUAAUGGCGCUAGCUUCUCACCACCACCACCACAACCAAUUCCUCCCGAGCACUACCAGUACACCAAUUCUUAACUUCCUUCACCCAAAAUCCGAGCACCUGAUGGAGUCCCCCAUGGAACUAAAUGGCAUGCCCGCUAUCUCACAAGUUGUUCGACCACCCUCUUGCUCCUCCUCGUCAUCGGGGAAUUCCUCUUCAUCUUCUCCAACCAUGGCUUCAAAGCCUCCAAGGUCGUUCACCUUCUUCCUGCAGAAAGAACCCAUGGUUCAGCCAUCCGCCCUCCUCACCUCUAGAAAUAUCCCUCUUUCCUCAGCAGACCCCAAUAUAAACCUCCAAAUGUAUCAAAAACUUCAGGAGCCCGGUAUGGCUGAAGGGCUACAACUUCACCACUUGGGAUCCAUCAGUUCACUCUCUUACAGUGGGCUGGAAACAUCAACAAAAGGUAGGCAGCAGCAGCAGCAGCAGCAGGCAAAGCUGUUCCGGGGGGUGAGACAGCGACACUGGGGGAAAUGGGUGGCGGAGAUAAGGCUGCCAAGGAACCGGACGAGGGUCUGGCUGGGGACCUUCAACACGGCUGAAGAGGCCGCCAUGGCCUAUGACAUGGCCGCCUACAAACUGAGGGGAGACCUCGCCCACCUCAACUUCCCCCACCUCAAGCACGAGCUCCGCGACGCCGUCAGUGGAUCCAGUCACCCACAUCAUGCCGCCACAGCUUCCCUCCUGGAAGCAAAGCUCAAGGCCUCCCGCAAAUUCUCUGCCUCAUCCACUUCUAAUCAACCAAAACGACAUCCAGAAAAGGACUUCUUGCGCAUGGGCGUUGGAGAACGCAUGCCACAAGUUAAGAAACAGAAGAAAACUGGGACUGAUGAAGAAGCUGCCUCAACAUCCAUUGCAAGUACUCGGAGCAGGAAGGAGCUGCCAUCAGAUUUGGAAGACAAAAAAUUGGGAGGGGAUGCAGAUGGAGUUUUGCUCAGCAGUAUGCCCUCUCUGGACAUGGAUAUGAUUUGGGAUUCUCUCCCCACUUCUGCAUCAGACUCCUGAUUAUUUCUCCUCUUUCCUUUCUUGCUUUUCUGUAGUAGUUUUUCUUCUUUGAUUCAUGUUAAGUGAUUUGCAAAUGAUCUGCACUUCUACCACUUUCCAUGACUUGCAUCAUUUAGCUCCCUGGACGUUUUUGAAGAGUUUGCCUUCUUAGACAUAAAGAAUUUGAUGUCAAAUAAGGAGGUUAAGGUGAUAGUUCAAACGAUGCCCAGCAAUAGAUUGGAAGGCAAACUAGUUCCUGGAGCGUGGUAGAUGUCAUAUUUUCAGUGGGUUUGUUUCCAUUCAUUCCAGAA
Molecule: messenger RNA, 1521 nt
Organism: Phoenix dactylifera (date palm)
Lineage: Eukaryota; Viridiplantae; Streptophyta; Magnoliopsida; Arecales; Arecaceae
Biological process (GO): regulation of DNA-templated transcription
Molecular function (GO): DNA binding; DNA-binding transcription factor activity
Source: RefSeq, a predicted model, not a curated record